Molecule: messenger RNA, 3818 nt
Organism: Pangasianodon hypophthalmus (striped catfish)
Lineage: Eukaryota; Metazoa; Chordata; Actinopteri; Siluriformes; Pangasiidae
Gene: bag4
Product: BCL2 associated athanogene 4
Exons: 5
Coding region: 101-1216 (371 amino acids)
Biological process (GO): protein stabilization
Cellular component (GO): nucleus; cytoplasm; membrane
Molecular function (GO): protein-folding chaperone binding; adenyl-nucleotide exchange factor activity
Source: RefSeq, a predicted model, not a curated record
CAAUCCAAGCGGAGAAGACGGGACAUGUCGGAAAGUGGAUGGGAAAAAAAAAUGAGAGACGGCUUUAGCUUUAGCUUUGGACGAUUCACCUGGAUGGCUCAUGAAUCAGGAAACGCGAUCAGACCCUAGAUCAGACGGUUAUACCUCGAUAAAAAACGGACACAGCUGGAAUAACGCGAUGGAUUCGACUCCGUAUUGCGGGUAUCCGCCCAACUACUGGUACCCUCCUCCGGCCGGGCCGUACAGCACCGCCUACCCGUCCGGACCCGAGAUCAACGGACAAGCGCCGUACAAUCCACAGGCAAUGCCGGCGUAUCCGAACGGAGUGUACAACCCGGGUCAGUACCCGCUGAACGUGCUUCACCCGUCCAAUCCGUUCUACUGCAGCGAGCAGAUCCCUCCCAGACAGCCGCAGUACCACAGUCAGGACCGAACCCCGGCCAGCUCUCCUCAGCCUCCGUACCCCGUUCCUCACUGCCAAGGGGCUCCUGGAUUUCCCCCGAGCUCGUACCCGCCUUACGCAGACGGCUGCCCCCCUAAUGCCCCCUACCCCCCCCAGCAGCCUGUACCCUCCCGCCCUCAGCCGGAGCCCUGGCCUCAUUCAGCGGGAUACGGACCCCAAGCGCACUACCCCAACCACACACGCCCUCCGCACCCUCCGCCCUGGCACGGGCCCGCUCCGCCUCCGUACGAUCACAUUAAGCACAAGGAACCACCGUAUCCAGGUCACCUGAACAACCGGAACCAACCCAAACCUCGACCCAGCACGCCGAACUCCAACUCCGCCCCCAACCCGGCUCCAAACAAACCCGUGGAGUUCAGCGCCCCGCCUCAGAUCUACAGCAAAACGUCAUCCGGAGGCGGAAACCAGCCCAAACCGGCGCCGCAGCAUCAGCAGCAUCAGCAGCAUCAGCAGAGAGACCCUCCUCCUCCUCCUCCUCCGUCUGCGCCGCAGCCUCCGAGCAGCGAGAACCCGGGCCUGGCUCGGGUGCAGGAGGUUCUGGCCAGGGUCCAUCUGCUGCAGGAAGACGUGGACGAGUUCGUGGGCAAAAAGACGGACAAGAGCUACCGCUGUCUGGAGGAGCUGCUCACCAAAGAGCUGCUGGUCCUGGACUCGGUGGAGACCAACGGCCAGGACGCCGUGCGCUCGGCUCGCAAAGAGGCCGUGCAGAAGAUCCAGGCCAUUCUGGACCGUCUGGAGAACAAGGCCUUCUAAGAGGAAGAUCAGCGGCACUGAUUUCACUCGUAUCUGUAUCUCUGUACGUGUGUGUGUGUGUGUGUGUGUGUGUGUGUGUUUUGACGAUCGAGCGCACGUGAAAUGGAAACGCUGCUUCUCUGCAGACGUUCGUUUGUGUUAAUUAUUCUGUUUCACACGUGAAGUUACGCUCGCGUCCGUAACAUUCAGAAGAUCCAGACCACCUCCAGAACAUCAUGAGUAUAUUUCGCAGAUCUUUUUUGCUCCUUCGCAGAUGCUGAAACAUAUCGUUCCAUCAGCACGCACACUGCCAUCCAAUCGCUCGCUUCUGAUUCCGCGUCUGCUGUUAAUCCUCGCUCACUUCCUGUUCCUCGUUAAUAACGCCUCUCUCCUGCACGCUGGGCUUCAGCGCUAACCGUCUGCACGAUCUUACAGACUGAGUUCUGAAGGAUUAAACCCGAACCCGUUUCGUUCAGCAGCCGCGCUGUUCGCUCGCCGUACGCCGUACGUUCGCUUGUUAGUCUUUCGACUCGUUUCGUUACCGUUUUUAACGCAGCCUCGUCGACUUCCUGUCACCGCUUCCCCAUUGGCUGAACGUCUGCCGCCAUCUUGACUGAGUUUCGUGGUCAACAGCAGUGAAUUCAGCAGCGGACGAAGCUGUUUAUGUGUAAAGCAAUAAAUAAUUUAGUGUUUUAAUACUUUAACUACGCCACCUGAUGUUAUUUGUUCGGAUUGCGUUCUUUUUGACGAAACGCCUCCAUUUUGUCACCGAAGCUAAAAUAACUCCAUCUCAAAUCAUGAACCAUCAGCUAUCAUUCUUACACGAAACACUGUGCACUUGAAUCGAACGCUAAAAUAAAUUCGCCCUAAAGUUAUGAUCUCGUGAAGUUCUCGCUCAGUGCGUCGGCCAUUUUGAAUAUUUCAAACCGUUUGUUGGCUCCGCCCCUUUCUGCACAAAGUAUCCGAUGCUCCGUGGUUCAUUUCGCAGUGACUAUAAUAUCAUAUCACGAACGUACGUAUUAAUAAGUUUCCCGACGCUAACCCUAAGCCUCUGCUUACGAUAAAAAUACGAGAUUAACAUUGGCUCGACGCUAAACGUUUCUUAGCGAGUCUGAUGUAAGAAUUUUGGGGAAGUCGUCAAGGCAACGUUAAACACGGUAUUGAAACGUAGGAUCGGCGUAUAAGCAAUACUCGCUCGCCUUUUCACAAAAGGUUUACACAACUUUCACGUUUUCGUUUUUGUUUGUUUGUUUGUUUGUUUUUUUCCUCUCUUGAUGUGUGAAUCUGAAGUCUAAUCUAAAGCCAGUAUCCUGUCUAAUCUAAAGGUCUCGCAUGUUUACAAAUGAGUCCUUUUUUUAAAAAAAAAAAGAAAAAAAAAAGUAUAAAUUUGUAUUUAAAUUAUCUAAAAGAAAAAGGGGGCAUCGACAAGGAAGAACAAUCAUCCUUCCUUUAAAAAAAGAAAGAAAAAAAAAGGAAAUUAAUGCCGCUACGUUUAAUACUUUGCACCAAAGUCACUUUCAGGCGUGUGCCGAUGUUGUUAUAUUGUCAUAUCACGAUAACUAAAGGUUUAUUACAAUCUUGUCACCAUGUCAUAUUUAAAAUAUUAGUCUUUGUGUGUAUAGUUUAAAAAAGUAAAUGAAGCUUGACAGGCGACCGGUGAGCGCCGACGGGCCCGUGGACGUCCGUAUCGGGCCGCUGUCACGAAGAGACGUUGUCAUUGGUCUGUUUUGGACCAAUCGCGGUUCUUUACGUCCUGCUUUCGGUCUCUAUCAAGUUCGACGUCCUGUGAUACGACCACAGCAGCAGAAAUCUGACACGGACGCCUUCUCCACGUCUUUCCACGCGCUCAACGGAAAUCUUUAUAAACUUAUUUCUCAGUCGGACUGAUAGUCGUGUCCGCCAUGUUUUGUUUUUUUUUUUCCCUCCAAUUUUCAUGUUUCUCUUGUCUGGUGAACAGAAUUAUAGGAUUGUCUUCUCUGAGAAGGAGAAGGACUCACAUCAAACUUCUUAAUAAAAAAAAAAAAAAAAUGUAGGAAACUUAGAAGACGGCUUUCCUCGUGCCGCCUUCUGACUGGGACGCACUUCAUCUCGGGCACGUUAACGCUGCCUGGAACACAGAAACAACAUGGUGUGUGUGUUGAAUAUCUCAGUAUUUUGUACCGACUCCGGGCAUCGUACUUUGACCACGGACCCUUCAGCAGGUCUUCCUCCAGUUAUAAAGGACGAAAACUGUGCCAUAUCAUCGGCAGGUGCUUUUCAUAUCCGAUUAAGAAAAAAAAAAAAAAAACAAUAACAAGUUAAAGGUGUUGAAUCUAUCGAGCUCUGCAUGUCACCCAGUCUGAUUUUUUUUUUUUUUUUUUUUUUUGGUGUACGAGUCCUCUUUCCUUCUGUAACUCUGUAAAACCUCAUUCUAUAAACCCUGAAACUGUACAUUACACAAUCUUUACACUAAAAGAGUAUAUUUGUACGUAACUUGUACAUAGAGAACACACACACUGAAAACAGGACCAAAAACGUGCUUGCUGAGAUCUGGACCGUAAGUGCAUGGAUUUGAACACGAGACGAGGCCACCGGCUCUGACGAGAACAAACAGCUUACAUUAAACAAUAAGAGUCCUAAAUAA